AUGGUCUGUGUUGGUGAACUAUGGCCGCUCUUUGGAAAGUGUGUCGACCACAGCAAACUUGAGAAGCUUCAUAUUGGGAGGCGCAGGGUUUCGGUGAUGGAGACUGAGAGAGUGGAAGAUGUCAGUAGAAGAGCAGUGGGAGCAAUGGAUGUUGACGAUGGGAUCCGAGUCGAGUUGUCCAGGGACUUCUCUCCAGCCGGAUUUGGAAUGCAAGUCGACCCGCUGCCUUCCCAACCAGGCGGCCCUGGCAAUCCGCGUCCUAACUGCACUGAGACUAGCGUCAAGCCACUGGGGUUGAAUCCCGUGCAAAGACCCACAGCUGUGAUCCACUCUGAGGCCCAUAAUCCCGAUAAGAGAGAUUGUGGCUUGACCCACUUCCCCUAUCAGAGCGUCCCGACUGGACGCCACCAGAUCGAGCGGAGGAACAUUCCAACCGUAUUCCAGCCCUGUGGCCGUGUGGCCUCUUUUGGUGGCAUGUCCUCACCCCAAAACAAGCAUUAUGAUGGCUGGUCUCGAUUCCUUCGACGCUGUCGCCUACCAACAUGUAAGCCAUACACGCAUACACGGUGA
Molecule: messenger RNA, 570 nt
Organism: Colletotrichum acutatum
Lineage: Eukaryota; Fungi; Ascomycota; Sordariomycetes; Glomerellales; Glomerellaceae
Exons: 1
Coding region: 1-570 (189 amino acids)
Source: RefSeq, a predicted model, not a curated record